AUGUGGUCACCCGGUCUCAUAGUCUCGAUAGUCUUAGCCGCUAGAUUCGGGCUAUCUCAACAGUUGGCCUUCUCAUCAAGCUACAAUGAACCUCAGAAUUCCUCGCACCAGCAACAUAUACCUCAAAUCGAUCUGACUGAUGAUGAUAUCUCCACAACAGCAGAAUCCAUCGUUUCGAUCCUCUCUUCGUCCUCGCAGCACACCAUAACCCUACAUUUACUCCAACGAGCCAAAUGUAUACCUCUCUUAGCACAUAUAGGUAAUGCGACGGUAUUCGCACCUACAGAUCAAGCAUGGAACGAUUGGGCGGAUAAACAUAAACCUAAACCCAAAGAACAAGGUGAUAGCGACGAUGUGGAGAACGAUGGUUGGUUGGGAGAAGGUGGAUUAGAAGAAUGGCUAAAAUCCGAAGAAGAUGUCUUAUCUCUUCGAAUCGCUCAAGGUGAAGAGACCGAAGAGUAUCAGAGGAGGUUGAUGGAUAAUCAAAAUUGGUUAUUGAGACAACAUUUAUUAUAUCACAUGUUGAAUUAUACUUUAUCUCCCUCGGCAUUCUUAGCUUCCUCCAUCGGUAACAAUAUAACCAUUGAAACAAGUUUGUUAUACCCUUUGGAUGAAGAACCAAAAUUACCACCUACACCUGAACCUGGACCACCGUGGUUACCUAGAGGAGGAGAAGGUCUGUUGGGUGGACAUGGACAACGGAUCCGAUUGGCUAAAAUCACAGGCUCGGAUUCGGAGAGAGGUAGCAUCGGGGUAGACUGGAAUGGACAGAAUGGAGUUGAAUUUUGGGAUGGUAAGGGCUGGGAAGACAAUGAUGAUAAACCAGACCCUAAUCCAAACAAGACUGAUUCGGAAAUCGAAUGGACAUCAACGUUGAUGAUGUUGAAUGAGAAAGAGAGGAAUAAGUUGAAAGGUAUUAGAUACGCUAGGAAUGGUGUUGUGGUUGGUAUAGAAGGUGUACUGGAUAUCCCUCCGUCUAUCGAGGAAACAAUUCGUACUCAUCCUUCACUCAAAUACCUAUCUCGUCUCCUCACUUUCAACGCUCUCCCAUCACCCUUACCAGAUUCUUUCGCAACUUCACCUCACCUCACAAUCUUCGCUCCGUCAGACGAAGCCUUCAGUUCAGCAUUUGAUGAUGUAGAAAAAGGGUACUUGGAAGGACCAUACGGCGAAGAAGGGACGGCAAGAAUCUUGGCUGGAGGUGUGGUUCUGGGCGUGGGUAAAGGUCAUGUUGGAUGGAGUGAUGCAUUAGGCAAUAAAAGUCUAGAAGCUACCUCUGGUUUGGAUCUUCUUGUGAAUUCAAGUGGACCCGGUCAACUCGCUAUCAACGGUACCAAUGCUCAAACAGUUGAUAUAUUCGCUUCAAACGGUGUCAUUCAUAUCCUGCCUAACCUUCUUAUUCCCGAGAACUUCACACUCCUCAACUCGGCUGAGAAGAUGCUUCUAUCCCUCAAUGCAACUCGAUUUGUCUCACUCCUCCGAUCUGCCAAUCUCUCAGAUGCGUACAUUGGACCUUCGGGAUCAGACGGUCACCGGAAAAACAAGGAAGGCGAAGGUUGGACAAUCUUGGCCCCCACUGAUGACGUUCUGGAUAUCAUGGAUAAAUGGGACGGGGGAUGGGGUGCACCGAUACCACAUGUUUGGGCUGCAGCCGAACAAGGCGAUGUCGACGUCAUCAAGGGAGUGGAAUCAUCGGAAGACUCGAUCACCACCGAUAGUACAGCGAAGAAACCGAUUCAGGACGCUUCACCCCUUGCUGCAUUGUUACAGUAUCACAUCUUACCUGGUAGACUGUUGCCUUUAGAUAUCAAGGAUGGGAUGUUACUGGGAACGGAACUGAAGGCUUCGUCACUUGGUGGUGGAAGACAGAGGUUGAGAGUAGACGUAUCAGAGAGGUUCCAAAGGGAUCGAAACGAUUGGGAAGCUAUCGGCGAAGGAGAAAUCAGGUUUGGAGGAGCGACCGUGCUAGGGAGACCAGUCAAAAGCGGAAAGAGUAUAAUCUAUCUUUUAUCAUCGCUUCUCUCUCCACCAGACGAUGUCUUACAAACAGCCGUUUCCGAUCUGCAACUAUCCACUUUUAUCGCUGCUGUCUACGCUGCAGAAUUAGAUAAAGCAGUCAAGCGUACUCCGGCUACGACAUAUUUCAUGCCUCGUAAUCGAGCUUUUAAUCAAUUAGGUCUGACUAUGCGAUACCUCCUCUUACCAGAGGGAAAAGACGAACUUCGAAAAGUGAUCAAAUACCAUGCAGUCAACGAGAUAAUCUAUUCACCCGAUGUGGAAUAUGGUAAGAAGGUAUAUACGACCUUGGAAGGUGGAAUGAUAGUAGUCGAUCGUACCAAAGGUAAAAACGGAAGUAUAUCAUUGAGAUCCCCAACUAAAUGGGAAGGAUUCGAUUCGGGCGAAUCAUUACCUUCUAAUGGUGAACUUCGUUCGGCGAGGGUAUGGCAUCCCGAAGCAUUGACCAAUACCGGCGUGAUUCAUACGAUCGAUUCGGUAGUUAUGCCUUCGGAUGUGAAGAUUACGAUUGCGAAAUUGAUUAGAGGUUCAAAGCAGAAUACGAUGGGUGAUUUGAUGAUGCGUGCGGGUUUAGGGUGGAUCCUGGAAGGCAGAGAACCGGCAUCUGGUGAAAUGUCUAUCAAACAACUCAAAGGUCUGAUCGAGGAUGACGAUGAUUCAUCUGAUGAAGAUGAUCACGAGGAUAAAGACAAAGAACCUAAUGUUGAAGAUUUAGCAUUACCAAGUUACACAUUAUUGGUACCUACCGAUAAAGCAUUUUCACGGAUCAACCUGACUCAUUAUCUGAAUGAUAAAGAAGCUUUACUUGACUUAGUCAAAUUACAUAUCAUUCCAUCAACCGCAUCUUCCAUUUCAGCUGGUACUGGUACAAAGGACGCUGGUAAAAACAAAGAACCCAUCAAUCCCCCUCGGGAUGGUCAACCUAUCUCAUUAGAUGAUGAUCUGGUAUACAAAACCCUGUUAUCGUCCGAUAAGAAUAAAUUUGGUGAAUUGGCAUUUAGAGCUACGGGUGAUAAUUCUUUUAUCGUGGGUAUCAAAGGUGCGAGAGGUAAUGGGAAGGAUAUCGGUGUGGGUAAUUCGGCUAGGAUCGGCCAGACGGGAAGAGCUACUGUGAGAUGGAAGAAGAAUCAUGUCAGUCACACAGACGAUAUUCAUCUUUUUGAGGAUGAUCAUGAACAUAGAAAGCGAGGGAAAGGGAAGAAGGAUGAUAGAGAUGAGGAAGAUGAAGAAUCAAAGAGAUUAUGGAAAGAUGGUAUGACACUUGGUGGAGGUGUUUUGAUGAUUGAUUCGGUUCUGAUCCCCUAUCAACCUAGUUGGUUUUCCAGGUGGGGCUGGUUAGUCAUCACUCUUUCAGGGAUCGGAGUGGUCAUACUCAUAGCGGCUGUGUCGAUGGGGUGGUGGUUGAUGACGAGGGAAAAGGAUGAGAAUCAGUAUGAACCGCUUGAAGGUGAAGAGGAAGAGUAG
This is a messenger RNA of Kwoniella mangroviensis CBS 8507, 3480 nucleotides long. RefSeq lists its product as uncharacterized. The transcript is spliced from 7 exons. The coding region runs from base 1 to 3480 and encodes 1159 amino acids. The record is from RefSeq and is a predicted model, not a curated record. NCBI's taxonomy places the organism in Eukaryota, Fungi, Basidiomycota, Tremellomycetes, Tremellales, Cryptococcaceae.